Messenger RNA from Neomonachus schauinslandi (Hawaiian monk seal), 676 nucleotides. RefSeq names its product NADH:ubiquinone oxidoreductase complex assembly factor 2 (gene NDUFAF2). Gene Ontology annotation, biological process: mitochondrial respiratory chain complex I assembly. The coding region runs from base 79 to 588 and encodes 169 amino acids. The record is from RefSeq and is a predicted model, not a curated record. The transcript has 4 exons. Lineage: Eukaryota; Metazoa; Chordata; Mammalia; Carnivora; Phocidae. Gene Ontology annotation, cellular component: membrane.
GGUCAGCGGCUGGAGAGCGAGGGUGUUUCAGUCGUGGCGAAUCCGGCAGCGAUUCGUGCUUAAAUCCCGGCGGACUGCAUGGGUUGGUCUCAGGAUUUGUUCCGUGCCUUAUGGAGAGCGCUGUCAAAAGAAGCGAAACAGCAAGUGGGCACAGACCAGUUUGGGAACAAAUACUACUAUGUCCCCGAGUACAAGAACUGGAGAGGACAAACUAUUCGAGAGAAAAGAAUUGUAGAAGCAGCAAAUAAAAGAGAAGUGGACUAUGAAGUUGGAGAUAUUCCAACAGAAUGGGAGGCUUGGAUUAGAAAAACAAGAAAGAUUCCACCUACAAUGGAGGAAAUACUAAAGAAUGAAAAAAAUAGAAAAGAAAUUAAAAUAAAAAAUCAAGAUCUUUAUGGAAAAGAAAAGCUCCUUAGCAAAGGGAGCAAUGAAGAACUCUUGGCUCCACCAGUUCAAACUCAGAUCAAAGGGCAUGCCUCUGCUCCAUACUUUGGAAAGGAAGAACCCACCGUGGCUCCCACCAGCACUGGUAAAACCUUUCAACCAGGAUCCUGGAUGCCACCAGGGGGCAAGAACCCCAAUCAAUGAAUACACUGUGGUAGUAUUUCAUUUGGAUGUAACAUUAACAAUAAAAGAAGUAAAAAUUACUUUAUUUUCUGACUGUACAGUAAGUAGU